Messenger RNA from Gilbertella persicaria, 669 nucleotides. RefSeq lists its product as uncharacterized. The record is from RefSeq and is a predicted model, not a curated record. The coding region runs from base 1 to 669 and encodes 222 amino acids. NCBI's taxonomy places the organism in Eukaryota, Fungi, Mucoromycota, Mucoromycetes, Mucorales, Choanephoraceae. The transcript has a single exon.
AUGCUAGACCCAUGGACACAUAGACUAACAACACCUAAGAUAGACGCAACCAAAACUAUUCAAACAACACAAUGGUAUUAUACUGAACCCAAUACACUUGUAUUUGACCUUGAGGGAUGUGGUAUUCCUUCUGAUGAAUUAAUUGAAUGGGUCAAAUCAAGUCUGCCUGUAGGUAUCUCAGGCACCCUUACUCAUACAAACUCCGAUCAUGUCUUGCUACUCAACUUACAUCCUCCAUACAGGGACAUUCAGGCCAAUCUACUGCAUCAACAGACAUAUGCCAUAUUAAAGUAUAGAGGAUUAAGACUCAAGAACAUGUCGAUUUAUCUCAAACCUACCCUGGGUCUCUCUUUCUCUUCUAUAGGUCGUAUCUAUUUUUGGCGUCUUCAGAUCAAUGCUAUUCCUGUCCGAGUGUUUGAGAUGGACCAGGAACACAUCAAAGCAGCCUUUGGUAAAGCAGUCACUAAGGCUUUUAGUCGAUGUCAUCCUCAGAAUGUCUUGAUUGUCUUGACAGAACAUGUCCAUACAAACCAAGAAACUGGCCUAGUAACCAUGCUUGCUCAAGAGAUUCCUGUGGAUAAACACUUGGUGAAUCCAAUCCGAGCAUUAAUCUAUAUUUCGUUUUUACAACACUAUCUUCCUAUGACAGCCACACUCAUUCAGCCUUAA